Messenger RNA from Oryza sativa Japonica Group (Japanese rice), 2590 nucleotides. Its product is annotated as cysteine-rich receptor-like protein kinase 6. NCBI's taxonomy places the organism in Eukaryota, Viridiplantae, Streptophyta, Magnoliopsida, Poales, Poaceae. Gene Ontology annotation, biological process: protein phosphorylation. The record is from RefSeq and is a predicted model, not a curated record. Gene Ontology annotation, cellular component: plasma membrane. Gene Ontology annotation, molecular function: ATP binding; protein serine/threonine kinase activity.
CAUUUAUCCCUCUUUGCUCGCCGACCACCUCCACCCUCGCGCCAUGGCCACGCCACGUGGCCAUCUCCCCGCCUGCGUCGCCGCCGUCGCGGCGGCGGCGGCGCUCCUAACCUCCCUCCUACCGCCGCCCGUCGCGGGCCAGCCCCUCGGCAACUUCUGCGGCGACAGCGGCAACUACACGGCGAACAGCACCUACCAGGGCAACAUCCGGAGCAUCUCCGCCACCCUCCCCAAGAACGCCUCCUCGUCCCGCACGCUCUUCGCCACCGCCACCCUCGGCGCCGUCCCGGACAUCGUCUACGCGCUCGCGCUCUGCCGCGGCGACACCGCCAACGCCACCGCCUGCGCCGGCUGCGUCGCCGCCGCGUUCCAGGACGCGCAGCAGCUCUGCCCCUACAACAAGGACGCCACCGUCUUCUACGACGCCUGCGCGCUCCGCUUCUCCAACCAGAACUUCCUCGCCUCCACCAACGGCGACAACAAGUUCCUCAUCCUCAUGAACACGCAGAACGUGUCCGCGCCGGCCAAGGUGUUCGACGCCGCCGUGGGCGUCCUCAUCAACGCCACCGCCGACUACGCGGCGGCGAACUCGUCCAGGCGGUUCGGCACGGGGGAGGAAGGGUUCAACGGCAGCAAGAUUUACGGGCUGGCGCAGUGCACGCCGGACAUGGCGACGGCCACCUGCCGGAGCUGCCUGGGGGGAAUCGUCGGGAUGAUGCCCAAGUAUUUCAGCGGGAAGCAGGGCGGCAGGGUUCUCGGACUGCGGUGCAACUACAGGUACGAGAUAUAUCCUUUCUUCGACGGGGUCUCGCUGCUGCAGCUCCCGGCGGCAUCACUGGGAGCGCCGCCGGCGCCAUCUCCGGCGGCCGUAAACGUCACGCCGCCGGCCACCACCACCGGUACCAGACGACGAGGGAACACCACUGGUAGGGUUUUAGCCAUUGCAUUGCCUAUAGUCGCUGCAAUACUGGCUGCUGUAGUAAUUUGCUUUUAUAUCUGGAAGAGGAAGACGGAACGAGCAAGAAAGCCAUCAAUAGCAGAUCCAACAGACCCAGCGGACAUAGAAAGUAUUGAUUCACUUAUUCUUAGUAUAUCAACUUUACGAGUGGCAACAAACAACUUUGAUGACAGCAAUAAACUUGGCGAAGGAGGUUUUGGUGCGGUUUAUAAGGGAGUCCUCCCUAGUGAUCAAGAAAUAGCAGUGAAAAGGCUAUCGCAAAGUUCUCGACAAGGGAUAGAGGAGUUGAAAAAUGAGCUUGUUUUGGUUGCUAAGCUUCAACACAAGAAUUUGGUUAGACUCCUUGGUGUUUGCUUGGAAGAACAUGAAAAAUUACUUGUGUAUGAAUACAUGCCUAACAAAAGCCUCGACACAAUUCUGUUUGAUCCUGAUAGAAGCAAUGUGCUGGAUUGGUGGAAAAGAUUAAAGAUAGUCAAUGCGAUCGCUCGAGGCUUACAAUAUCUUCACGAAGAUUCUCAGCUGAAGAUAAUUCACCGGGACCUAAAAGCAAGUAAUGUUCUGUUAGAUUCCGAUUUUAAUCCUAAGAUUUCAGAUUUUGGCUUAGCAAGGCUAUUUGGGAAUGAUCAAUCACAAGACGUCACGAACCGUGUUGUCGGAACAUAUGGAUACAUGGCCCCUGAGUACGCUAUGCGCGGGCAUUACUCCAUCAAAUCAGAUGUUUUCAGCUUUGGCGUUCUGAUUUUAGAAAUCGUCACGGGAAGGAAAAACAAUGUCUCCUACGACUCCGAGCAAUCGGUUGAUCUCUUAACUUUAGUGUGGGAGCACUGGUUGGCAGGAACAGUUGUGGAGCUUGCGGAUUCAUCCAUGGCGGGGCAUUGUCCUGGAGACCAGAUCUUGAAGUGCGUCCACAUCGGACUCCUGUGUGUUCAAGAAGACCCCACGGAGAGGCCAAUGAUGUCGAUGGUGAAUGUGAUGCUUAGCAGCAGCACCGUGUCUUUACAAGCUCCAUCUAGGCCGGCAUUUUGCAUCCAAAAGAGUAGUGUCAACUCAGAUUCGUACUCGGAGCCAUUCCGUGGAGCUAAUCAGUCCACAUCCACAGAUAGAUCGCCUAUGUCACCAAAUGAGGUUUCGAUCACUGAGCUUGAGCCAAGAUAAAUCCAAUGUGAUGCUGAAUUCAUAUUGUACCCUUUUUGUUUUGCAAAAAAAAAAAAAAAAUGCUGAUGUAGGGAAAGACCUACUUCGGCUGUGUUUGGAACUCCAAGUUCCCAACCCCUCUCCCUCGUUUUCCGCGCGCACGCUUUUCAAACUGCUAAACGGUGUAUUUUUUGUAAAAAGUUUCUAUACGAAAGUUGCUUAAAAAAAUUCAAAUUAAUCCAUUUUUUAAAAAGAAAUUAGCUGAUUCUUAAUUAAUCACGUGCUAAUGGACCGCUCCGUUUUCCGUGAGGGGAGAUUGGGUUCCCAUCCCUGCUAUCCGAACACAGCCGAUCAUAUGUAUUAUUACACCAUCAGACUUCAAAGAAAUAUUAGCUAUGAUCCACAUAUAGUAGGGCACGGUAAUAUAAUAUGUAUACUAGCAAAAUGAUAGUAUAAGCAGAUAAUUGUAAGUUGUAACCCUCUGUAUGUUACUUCACA